Messenger RNA from Hyalella azteca, 1698 nucleotides. RefSeq lists its product as uncharacterized. The record is from RefSeq and is a predicted model, not a curated record. The transcript is spliced from 9 exons. The coding region runs from base 214 to 1389 and encodes 391 amino acids. Lineage: Eukaryota; Metazoa; Arthropoda; Malacostraca; Amphipoda; Hyalellidae.
ACAUGGUCGAGGGAGGUUAUGUAAACACGAACUCUUCCACUAGAAAGACUGGAAUUCCUCCUACAUCUGCAUGAGUAAUAGUUGUGCAAGCCGUCGAGUUGGUGACAGCGCUAUAGGGGAACCGUGGCGUGGGAGAAGAGAAAUUGUGGACCAGAAGACUUGAAUCAAACGACUUAAUUAAAGCGUUUUUCAAGUUAUAAACAAGUGUUCAACAUGCAGCAAUUUUCAAGUUUCGCCUUCACAUGUUUCGCCAACUUGGCUCUAGUAUACACGGCAGCUUCCCUGGCGACCAAAACAUCUCUCAGCCCGGACCUGAUCAAAGAAAUUGCUGACCGUCUACACUACACAAUCUCGAACCAACCACCAACACCAGGCGCCGACCGUCUGACGGUCGUUAACCUGGACCUCCUGCCUGACGAUGUCAUCGCUGACGACGUCGAGGCUGGAGUUCAGGAUGAGUUCGAUAACGUGGAUAAGGAGCUGGGGGAUGCUCCAGAAAACCUGACUUUACCUGAGCACCACAUAAAUAGAGAAAUGUCGCUGAUGUACCAAGGCGUGUACGUGCCGGACGCUCGCUUCAAUCCUUUCGUGGACGGAAUCUUGGUCAACAUGGUUGCUGAAAUGCGGCGACGGCAAAUGGACCCGCUGUACUUCCGGGUCCUUAAAGGCGGUGGUGUCGAGUAUGUUCCCACUCGGCGCAAAGAGGACAAGCCUACAGAAGCUGAUGCUGGGCCAGGGCAAGCACCAGAGAAACUUCAAUCAGAACGACUGAAAGAUGAAAAACCAAAACGAGAGCCGAUCGGAGGCGGUGUCAUCCGUGGCCUGACUCGCAUUAAGCGCUUCGGCAACGCAGAGGUUCAAACUUCGGGGAACGCAACCUUGGUAAGAAGUCACUGUAUUUUCGGACCACUGACCGUGGAGUUCGUGUUCGACACGACGACUGGCGUGCAGAUCAUCAACACGACGCUGACUGCCUUGGCCGGUCACGGUCUCGCUCGAGUCAACUCCACAGACGCCCAAUUUCUGGAUUUCAUAAUUGACAGUCCCGCAACGUACGAAAUCAAGUUGCGGGGAUCGGAGCAAAACCAGAGACUACGUCGUCUCAGCCGCACAGCCAUCUUGAGGCUGGUGCGGCGAGAGGGUAGACUUGAGCGAAGACUCAUGAGGAUGUUCGAGAGAGGAGGCAGGAAGCCCUUACCCAAGGAGGCAGACGCCGAAAUUAACGGGAAUCUAUGGCCAAAUGUGGUGCGAAAUAUGAAUAAAACUUCUAGUCCCGAGGAUGAGGUUCCGCCCAAAAAAGAAAUGAAGCUUAUAUCUAAAAAGGACAAGUUUCUGCUGUCACCGAAAAAAGUCGUCAAGCAGAAAAUUUUCGAUAAUAUACCUGACUAAAGAGCUGAUAUCGUCGUGUUGUUUUGUCUUUGAGUUAUUUGUUGUUAUUACGUACGAAUGAACUUCCCUAUUUCAUUUAAAGAUAAAUAUUAUAAGUGCAACGAAUAAGCGACAAUUUUGUUCACGCUUAAAGUGACUAAAAGUUUGUUUGAAGUAGAAAACUUUUAUUCGUCAUCAGUUAAAUACCAGCAUCUAGAACCCGCUGUAAUAUUUCCAUAUAAACCUGAAGUAAUUAAAUAGGAUUCUAGCAAGAAAUUAUAUUUAUUCCUUCCAAAUUUUAGAGUUAUGAAUUUGAAGUAGAAUGUUACG